Molecule: messenger RNA, 1064 nt
Organism: Panicum virgatum (switchgrass)
Lineage: Eukaryota; Viridiplantae; Streptophyta; Magnoliopsida; Poales; Poaceae
Exons: 2
Coding region: 211-687 (158 amino acids)
Source: RefSeq, a predicted model, not a curated record
UACAGAGCUUCUGCCUCCUCUCGCUGCAACGCUUCCGUCAGUCCUUCUCUGCUGAGGACCUAAGCAUCACACCGCCGAGAGAUCGGUAAUGUUCCUUAAUCCUUCCCCGAUUCCAUUCCAGCCCUGCUCUAAUUUUUGGCCGGAAAUUAACUGGGUUUUUCUGCGGCAAAAAUCCUUUCAUAACACUACUGUAUUAAUAUUACUCUGUGCAUGACAUCCUCGUUCUCUGAUCCUCGCCCACUUGAAGAAUUGUGCUUUUGCCUUAUGCUGAUAUGCCCCCAGAAAAAAACAGGGGACGUCGCCGCCGAGAGCACCAUGAGCAUCAGGGCGAUGGCCACCACCGGCCUCACCGUCGCGCUGUUCGCUGCCAGCGUCGGCAUCACCUCCGGCGGCGCAUUCGGCUCGCUCCUCAGCUUCGCGGGGGUGCUCGCCGGCGCCAGCAUCAUCACCGCCGGCGUCGUGAUGGCCAACGACGGCCCAGCCGCACCAGCCGGCCCCGCGACAUGCGACGGCGCGCGCUCUCUCGCGGCGUUCGUGCGUCGCCACCUCGCCGUCGUGGGGCUCGCCGUGGCUUCCUCUGCGGUCACGGCGAUCUCCGGCGAGGCAGGCCCGGCGCUCUGCUCCGGCAUGUUCGCUCUGCUCCUGCUCGCGCUCUCCCUCAUCACCUACGGAGUUCUCGGCGAUUAGCUGGUAAAUAUCACCAAGUAAAGAACCAUGCACCACAUCAUUCCUCUCUAUUGUUGCCGAAUCAAGCUUGUUCAUGAGUCCUAGUUUCAGGUUUCUUUUGUUUUUCUGCAUGUUAGUUUUGUGCACGAGCCCGUGGUGUGUACGUGUGCCAUGCAUCUUUGUUUGUAGUCCAGUCCCGAGCUUAUCUCGCGCUGGUUCAGUUGUUGGAGUCGUGGGCUCGCUCCCGUCGCGCACUGGACGCGUUCCGUGGUCAAGGCAGGCGUGGGAUGGCGCGUCUGUUGCGGGUCGUGGCGAGGCCGGCGGGAGCGUCGCCCGCUCGUUGUAAGCUCUGAAUAAAUGGAUCAAUAGAGUCAGAAAAACGCUGCAACAUUUUGGCA